AUGGAGCCGGAGGAGCUGGGGGAAGCGGUGUGGGAGCCGCCGGGGGGAUCCCGGCUGGGCGGGUGGGGACUGCUGGGGCUGGCGGUGGCCAGCGCGGGGGCAGCCUGGGCCACCUGGGCCACCGUGCUGAUGCCAGGCUUCCGCCGGGUCCCGCUGCGGCUGCAGGUGCCCUUCCAGGCCUCCGGGCCACGGCAAGAGGCGAACGCCCUGGCGCUGCUGCGGGGCCGGCCCGGCAAGACAGUGGACCUGGGAUCGGGAGAUGGACGGCUCGUGAUAGAGGCCUACAAGCAAGGGCUGAGGCCUGCAGUUGGCUAUGAGCUCAACCCCUGGCUGCUGUGUCUCUCCCACUGCCAGGCCUGGAGGGCUGGGUGUCAUGGGCAGGUCUCCUUCCUCAGGAGAGACCUCUGGAAGGUGAACCUUUCUGAUUGCUACAACGUGAUCGUGUUCCUGGCCCCCAGCGUGAAACCUCCCCUAGCCAGGAAGCUGCUGGCAGAACUCCCUGAUGAAGCUCGGGUGGUGGCUGGACGCUUCCCCUUCCCCUCCUGGACCCCCAGCAGCAGCCUGGGGCAGGGGCUGGAGCAGGUCUGGGCCUAUGACAUGAAGGAGGUGAGGAGGGCAGUGCGGUGCAGCCCCCAGGGGAGCCCGGUCUGACCGCAGCUCCUCCAGCCUGCCACGGAGGGCUGGGGCUUCUCCAGGGCUCACAGGGAGAGGGCUCCUCAGCCAGGCUCCUCCUGGGCACCUGCAGGGAGGCACUCCCUUGGCUUGCCAAAGAGGGGCAAAGCAGAGCUGGAGGUGUCAGGGGGUUGAAGAGCUCCACCUACAGUGCCUCUUUCUGAAUGUUUGCUGCUUUAU
Indicator indicator is the source of this 852-nucleotide messenger RNA. RefSeq names its product adenine nucleotide translocase lysine methyltransferase (gene ANTKMT). The transcript is spliced from 5 exons. The record is from RefSeq and is a predicted model, not a curated record. Gene Ontology annotation, biological process: peptidyl-lysine trimethylation; regulation of mitochondrial ATP synthesis coupled proton transport; positive regulation of proton-transporting ATP synthase activity, rotational mechanism. NCBI's taxonomy places the organism in Eukaryota, Metazoa, Chordata, Aves, Piciformes, Indicatoridae. Gene Ontology annotation, molecular function: protein-lysine N-methyltransferase activity. Gene Ontology annotation, cellular component: mitochondrion. The coding region runs from base 1 to 651 and encodes 216 amino acids.